This is a messenger RNA of Hippoglossus stenolepis (Pacific halibut), 3759 nucleotides long. RefSeq names its product membrane bound O-acyltransferase domain containing 7 (gene mboat7). The transcript is spliced from 9 exons. The record is from RefSeq and is a predicted model, not a curated record. Bases 166 to 1593 code for a protein of 475 amino acids. Gene Ontology annotation, biological process: lipid modification; phosphatidylinositol biosynthetic process. Lineage: Eukaryota; Metazoa; Chordata; Actinopteri; Pleuronectiformes; Pleuronectidae. Gene Ontology annotation, molecular function: lysophospholipid acyltransferase activity. Gene Ontology annotation, cellular component: mitochondria-associated endoplasmic reticulum membrane contact site; membrane.
UGGUGCACCAUGCGGCGUCAUCUUCCCUCGACCCGGAAGUAAAGGCACUAGAUGUUAGCAGGACUCGGCGUUGUGGAUGUUAAAGCUCAUCUGGUGACUGGAGUCCUCUGACCGGAGAGAUUUAACACUCUUUGGAGUGAGUCGUGUUCCUGUGCCGGCAGAGCCAUGUCUCCCGAUGAGCUGGUGUACUUGGGGAUUCUCGCUGCCUCCAUCCCAGCUGGAUUCCUCUUCCGUUACCUCAGUCCGCCAGGGAAGCAGGGGGCAGCUCUUCUCCUGGGCCUCUCCAUCACCAUCGCCACCUGCAACAUCCACACACUCCACUCUCUGGUGACGGUGAUUGGAACAUGGAUCAUUAUAAAGAGCAGCUGGAGACAUGCCCCAGCACUAUGUCUCAGCUGGACUUUCCUCUACCUGCUCUUCUUCCGGCUGGUCACCUGGUUCGGUCUCCCCCCACCGACACCUUUCGCCAACGCCGUCCAGCUCCUUCUCACCCUCAAGAUGGUGAGUUUAGCCAAUGAGGUGAAAACUUUCCACAUGGAGAAGAAAAUGGACGUGAGCUCUUUUUCUAAGUCCCCUGUGGUCGGUGGUCUGUCCGAGGAGCCCUCUCUCUACGAUAUUCUGUCCUAUAGCUACUGUUAUGUCGGUAUAAUGACCGGUCCCUUCUUUCGCUUCCAAACGUACGUUGACUGGCUGACGCAGCCGGCGCCGCUGGCCCUCCCCGGCUUGGCACCGUGCCUGCAGCGGUUGAAGCUGGUUCCGGUCUACGGCGCUCUGUUCCUGGCCGUAAACUCCGUCUUUCCUCUGGCUUAUGUUCGCACAGACGACUUCCUGGAUCAAAACUAUUUCUUCAGGUUGUUCUACAUGGUAGCUGUGUUCUUCGUGUUUCGGAUGCGUUUCUAUGCGGCCUGGUGUGGAGCUGAGGCCGGUUGUAUCAGUGCAGGUCUGGGCUGUUAUCCAGAAAAGGCGCUGUCCAAACCGGGAGGAGGACCCACACUCAACUACAGUCCUGAUCCCUCAGUUGAAGAAGAAUACGACUUCAAAACCAUCCAGAACAUUGACUGCUACAACACGGACUUCUGUGUGAAGGUCCGACACGGCAUGCGUUACUGGAACAUGACGGUGCAGUGGUGGCUGCAUCACUACAUCUACCCCAACUCCCCCUUCAAAGCCUACGCUCUCAAGGCGGGCUGGACUAUGUUUAUCAGCGCCUACUGGCACGGACUACACGUUGGCUACUACUUCUCCUUCCUCACCAUCCCCCUGUGCAUCGCAGCCGAGUCGGCCAUGGAAGCCUCCGUCCGAGCCAAACUGGGUCCUCGUGGCCAGAACAUCUUCGACUGGGUCCACUGGUUCUUGAAGAUGAGGGCCUACGACUACAUGUGCAUGGGCUUUGUGCUGCUCCAGGCCUCCGACACUAUCAACUACUGGACGUCCAUCUACUUCAUCAUGCACAUCAUCGCUGUUUGCUGCAUAGUAGUGGGCAGGGUGCUGGGGGGAGGGAGAAGGGAAGGGAGGCGAGGGGAAAAGGAGGGGAAAAGAGAGGGAGGGAAAGUAGAAGAAGUGAACGAGAAACCUGGAGAAAAAACAGACUAAAGGCAUGAUAAAAAUAACGAGGUGAUGCUUUUUCAGGCAUGAGGAGCUAUUUUCAUCAUUUGCACCAACACUCACAACACCAAUACGAGUCCAACCAGAUUUCCAGUGAGAAAAGUUCAACUCAAUUUUAUUAAAUGCAAAUGCGCCGAGUCAGACAAAAAUGUCACAUGUAAAUCGUCGCCACUGGAGACUUUUCAUAUUCAAGGACUGUGAACACUGGUGGAGGAAUGUUUGAGCACAAUGAAUGUUACUUUUGUAUUGUGAGAGGUAACCUGGGCAUCUGCCUGUACUUACUGUGUGAUUUACUUCAAGAUAUCAUGCUCAGUCCUAAGUGGGUUUGGAGCUGAAUCGCUCGUCAUUGACAAACCAGUGUAACCAUCAGAAUUAUCUUAUGUACUUACCACAACCAACAAAUCAUUCCAGCAGCACUCAGUAUUGUGUUACAGUACGUUUAUACUGGAGUAAAGGAUGAAUGGAUAGUGAUGGAAAACACAUUAGCAUGGCAUCAUCUUGAGGGCUCAGCUGUAAUGGCCUGAGUCAUAAUACCAGUCCCUCUGUAGAUAGAUAGAAACAUCUCUAUGUUGCCCCUAAACUAGUCUAGUCUUGGCCAGGAGAAGAGGUCUUCACGUGGAGCCCAAACUUACAGGAAUGUUUUGACCUUUAAAGCUAGGGUAAGUAGGCCUGAAGAAGCUAAGAGCAGCAUACAUUUGCUACCGAUUCAUUACAUUUGGCCAUAGACGUCAGCAUUUUAAAAUUUUUUUCAUCUAUGGCUUUCAGGACGUGAAGAGGAUUUCAACAAAUAAUGUGUUUAAGUGUUUAAGAGACCAACUUAACAACUUUACCUUUAACCACACACGGCUCGCCGCCGCCCCUCUCCUCCUGGCUUCCAGCUCACCGGGCUGAUACAGCCAUGCCUUGAACUUCCUAGGCAACUCCACAUUUGUUGAUUAUCCUCAACCAGACGUCUGUUUGCUUUUCAAGCAAUUUCAAUUGAGGAUGUUGUUUUUGUCUGAGCAUGUGUGAGUGUAAUUUCUAAAUUGUAUGGAACAAAAAGGAUUUUGCUGCUGUUGGCAUUUCAAAUCAACACCAACAGCAAACAGCCUCAACUAAAUUGAGUUUCUAGUUAGAUGUAGAUGUUGCAGUAAUACAUGGAUUAUGGUGCACAGUGGAACUAGUUUGGUCUUGACAGAGCACAGCAAGGUCCAGAUUACAUCUAUAUCGCUGCCCAACAACACAAGGACCUCUGUAUGUGUUUAGAUAAGCUGAAGAAUUUUCGGCAUUAUUAUUAGUGGCUAAUUAUUUCUGUGUAAAAUAGUUUUCUCCCCUGAUCCUGUGAAUCCAAGAUGUUUCUCUGUUUGUAUUAGAUUUUUCCUCUCAGCUCAUAUCAGGGUAUCACAUGCACUGACAUCUCUAUAGCAGUGUUGCAUCCAGUGAGGAGAAUGCCAUGUGAAAAACAGCAACAGUCCAUUCACUGCCAAAAUGUCUGUACUGCCAUCGGGAGACCAUUCAGGGUUGGGACCAAACGUUUGAUACAAAAUGUGGCACGUUAACAUCGUAUAAGAAAAAGAUCCCAACGUCAGGAAAACAGCACAGUUACGUCUGGACGAUACAGUGGAAUUGAUAUCACUAUGUUAAAUACAAUGUUUUCCAGUAUUGAUAAAUGUCACAUUAUUAGAAAAUAUAGCAAAUCACACAAGACUAAUCUAAGGUUAUACAUAAAAAAAAAAGAACAAACUGAAGCAGCAGAAAUGUGACGAUUUUUGGAACAAUAUGCUUCUGCCAAAAGACAAUUGUUUUUUUAAAUGAGCAUGACUGAAUGCAGAAUCAAAACAUCAUUACAUAGAUUUUAUGUUUUGCUGCUUCCCUUUGUCGUUUCUGUGCCAAGCCUCAACCCUUACAGAAAUGCUUUUAUUUUAUUUGUAUUAUUAUUACAGAGUGAUGUUUUGUUUACGUGUCUUUGCCUUCGUAUCCUUCACUAACUGUAACACUCCCUGCUCUGUUAGUGUUACAUGUGGAAUGACCCCACUUCAGCCAGUCCUCACCAAUGUUACGUGUCUUUCUUCUCUUUUAAAAGUCUACCUGAUGUGGUUGUGAUUUAAUUAUUUGUUCCUUAUAAACUUCAUGGUGACUUUGUGUAAUGCAUUAAGAUAAAACUUGUGGAAAAAG